Messenger RNA from Ceratitis capitata (Mediterranean fruit fly), 1095 nucleotides. Its product is annotated as protein-lysine N-methyltransferase CG9154. The record is from RefSeq and is a predicted model, not a curated record. NCBI's taxonomy places the organism in Eukaryota, Metazoa, Arthropoda, Insecta, Diptera, Tephritidae. Gene Ontology annotation, biological process: methylation. The coding region runs from base 135 to 797 and encodes 220 amino acids. The transcript has 3 exons. Gene Ontology annotation, molecular function: nucleic acid binding; protein-lysine N-methyltransferase activity.
CGGAAAGAAUCGUUCACAAUAAACCAUUUCCAAUUGGCAACAAACAAAUUUGUAGGUUAACACACGAGUUGACAUCUCAGUUUGCACACCGACUUGUUAUAAACAAAAGUUUUUGAUAGUAAAAAAUAAACAAAAUGGAAGAUGAGGAUAUUGGAUUAUCUGCAGAUACACUAGAAAUACUCAACGAAUUUCUGCAAGAAAAAGCUCAGAGGGAACGUGAUGAAAUGGAGCGCAUUGAAAAUAGAGCCGGUACCAAUGCCAUGUUCGAAGAGGAUUGGCAACUGAGCCAAUUUUGGUACAGUGAAUCAACAAAAGUAGCGCUUGGAAAGUUGGUGAGCAAACUUCUAGCUGAAAAGCCGAAUGUGACUAAGGAGAGCUACCACAUUGCACUUCUCUCCUGCCCAUCAUUGUUUGGCACAGUCAAGCAAAUCCACAAUAAAGUGAAAAUCUUCGAGUUCGAUAAACGCUUUUCAGCGUAUGGCGACAAUUUCGUAUUUUAUGAUUUCAACAAAGCUGAUGAAGAUGAUUACCUGCUAGAAUUUAAGGAAACUUUUGAUCUUAUCAUAGCCGACCCUCCAUUUUUGUCCGAGGAAUGCAUAACCAAAAUAUCUAAAAUCAUAAAGAAUUUACAAAAGUUCGAGGCAAAAAUUGUAUUUUGCUCUGGUGCUGUUGUAGAACCAUGGAUCACUAAAUGUUUACAGCUGAAAAAAUGUCGUUUUGAACCGGCACAUGACCGUAAUUUGGGCAAUGAAUUUGUUUCUUACGCGAACUUCAAUCUAGACACUUAUUUAAGUUAAUAGUUUCUAUAUUUUUAUGAAAUAACAUUAACGGGGUGCUUACGCAUUAACUAAAACAAAAAUAAGCAAACAAGGUUCUGUGCCAGGCGUACCCUGUUUGGCCCGAUAAGGUUCCACGUGAAUGUGAAUAACAGUUAUACACAAAGCUACUGCGUUAAUACAUAAUUUCCAUUACUGUUAUAUGUACGUAUUCAUAAGCUUUUGCAAUUGAAUGAGUCUGGCACUUAUAUCUGGUAUCGUAAAGUGAGAAAGAUGUUUAUAUUUUGCAAUAAUUUGUUAAUAAAUUAGGUCAUCUUAA